AUGCCCACAGUUCAUAAACUACCUUUCAAAGUCAACAUGCCGCAGAACGAACACAUUGAGCGCAGCCGCAAGCUGCAUGGUUAUAGGCUGGAUUAUCAUGAACGCAAACGCAAGAAGGAGGCCAGGGAGCCAAAGAAACGUGCCAAGAUGGCACGUAAAUUACGUGGAUUGAAAGCUAAAAUCUUUAGUAAGCAACGUAAGAAUGAGAAGAUACAGAUCAAGAAGAAGAUCCACAUGCAUGAACAAAGAUUGACCAAGAAGAAAGAGAAGGAAGUAUCAAAAGGAGCUGUUCCAGUAUAUUUGUUGGAUCGGGAUGUUCAGUCACGAGCAAAAAUUCUGUCAAACAUGAUCAAGCAAAAGAGAAAAGAGAAAGCAGGCAAAUGGGAUGUUCCAAUUCCCAAAGUGAAGGCUCAAGCAGAUGCAGAAGUCUUCAGAGUAAUACGUACUGGAAAGUCUCGUCGCAAAGCUUGGAAAAGAAUGGUCACAAAGGUUACUUUUGUUGGGGAAGAUUUCACUCGGAAGCCACCAAAGUUUGAAAGAUUUAUCAGACCAAUGGCACUUAGAUUCAAGAAAGCACAUGUUACUCAUCCUGAACUUAAAGCAACUUUCUGUUUACCUAUUAUUGGAGUUAAAAGAAACCCAAAUUCCCAUAUGUACACAACAUUAGGAGUUAUAACAAAAGGCACUGUGAUUGAAGUGAAUAUUAGUGAGCUUGGUUUGGUUACUCAAGGAGGAAAGGUGGUUUGGGGAAGAAUGCAGAUAUUUGUGAAAACCCUCACGGGUAAGACAAUUACCCUUGAGGUGGAAGCAUCAGAUACCAUUGAAAAUGUGAAAGCAAAGAUCCAAGAUAAGGAAGGAAUCCCUCCUGAUCAGCAACGUCUCAUCUUUGCGGGAAAGCAAUUGGAAGAUGGACGGACACUGUCAGAUUACAACAUCCAAAAGGAAUCAACCCUUCAUCUUGUGUUGCGGCUUCGUGGUGGUGCAAAGAAACGCAAGAAGAAGAACUAUUCCACCCCAAAGAAGAUCAAACACAAGAAGAAGAAGGUGAAGUUGGCAGUGCUCAAGUACUAUAAGGUUGAUGAAAAUGGUAAAAUCCACCGGUUGCGCCGUGAGUGCACUUCUGAACAAUGUGGUGCAGGUGUUUUCAUGGCUGCCAUGGAGAACAGGCAUUAUUGUGGCAAGUGUGGAUACACCCUGGUUUUCAGCAAACCAGAUGAUAAAUGAAGCUAUGUAAUUUCUUUGGUUUAAAAAAUCACAAUAAAUCUUAUAUUACGAAAUCAGUUUGGUCUUUUCUUUGUGAAUUGGUGAAGUGAGAAGCGGUCAGCUCACAAAAUAAAAAAAAUGUAUGGUCACUUUCAAUCUUUUCGACUUUUAUUUGGUAAAACUUAUCAUAAACACUUUUGAUUUUAUGUAGAUUUUCAAAAUUGGUAACUUCUCAUGCAAUUUUUAUGGGAGAGCUAAACCAUUGGUAAUACCAUACUAGCACUGAAGUGUCUUUUAUUAAUCACAUUCCAUAUUCAAUCCACCCCAAGUACUGUAUUACUAACCUUCCAAAUAAAACCUUCAUAAUAUGAUUAUAUUAUCAUACUUCUGCGAGAAUGUUCACAUGUUAAAUUCCAUUCCUUUUUUGUACCUACAUUGUAUGUUAAUAAAGGAAGUUGUUAAGGAUAAGGGUUUUGUCUAAUAAAAAGGUAAUUUCCAAUGUUCUCAUAGAAUUUAAAAUAAAAAGAACCCUGAAAUUGACGGUAGAAACAAAUUUUGGAUGAAAGUGUAUUUAAUAUUAUAGACAUGUUCUUGUAACAAUUCAAAUUUCCUUAAAAAUGGCAUUUGAAGUAAUAACACAAUCUUCCUUGAGAGUUUUGCUAAUAUCACAAAGCAUUUUACUCUUGAAAAUUAUUUAAAGUUGUCCAUGCAAAAAUACAGGAUUGGGAAAGUAUAACUACUCUUCGCAUAUAUCACUGGCCUAUGAAUUUUUACUUUUUGUUUGUAAUAAAGUAAAAGUAAAAAAUCUAAUUUUAUAUAAUGUUAAUGUGCUCAAUCCAAAUUUUCAAUUUGUUUACUUCUAUCAUGUAAAAUGUUCCAAAAUCGCUUAGCAUGUUUAAUUACAUGAAUUUCAU
Molecule: messenger RNA, 2117 nt
Organism: Gryllus bimaculatus (two-spotted cricket)
Lineage: Eukaryota; Metazoa; Arthropoda; Insecta; Orthoptera; Gryllidae
Source: the annotation of a GenBank genome assembly